AGUGUUGUUCGAGUGUACUUGCAAAUGCUUGAAUGAGGCAGUCCAACGUGAACACGUUUUGUACGCUGAAUGCCAUCUUUUGGAAGAAAAAGAGACUUGCUCCGUAAACAUUGGACAACAUGGGUGCAAUGGAUAUCCUGGCUUCGUUGAGCGAAAACCCCUAUUUUGGUGCCGGGUUUGGCCUUUUUGGGGUGGGAGCGGCGGCAUCUAUUGGACGAAAGUCCUUUCAAUCCAUGGUGUUGCUCUUCAAGAGGCACUAUGUCACUACUCUAGAGAUCCCUGUCAAUGAUAGAAGCUACCAAUGGAUUUUGCAUUGGAUCACCAUUCGAGGAGCCACCAAAACACAACAUCUUAGUGUUCGAACCGCCUUCAAUGAACUCGACUCGGGAAGGGUGAAAUCUCGAUACAAGCUCAUUCCGAGUCUUGGCACCCACGUAUUCAGACAUGAAUCCUCUGGAACAUGGAUCAAAAUCGAUCGCACGAGGGACCAACACCAAACCGAUAUCAUAGGAGGCGUUCCGUGGGAGACCGUGACUCUAACUACCAUAGGAAAGCGGCGACAACUCUUCCUGGAUAUUUUGGAAGAGGCACGCCUAGAGGCCGGGAAGGAGCACGCGGGUAAAAUGAUUACUUAUACUUGUGCCAGUGGCGAUUGGAGACAAUUUGGCGAAGCCAAAACCAACAGGCCAUUGACAUCGGUGAUUUUGGAUAAAAAUGUGGCCGAGUCGAUUGUUCAGGAUGUCCAAGAAUUCCUCAAGAGUUCAGAUUGGUACCAAGACCGGGGGAUCCCAUACCGUCGUGGAUAUUUACUCUAUGGCCCACCCGGUUGUGGAAAGACCUCAUUUAUUAUGGCUUUGGCAGGCCAUCUGGAUCAUUCGUUAUGCAUCUUAAAUCUUUCGGAUUCAACUCUGACUGAUGAUCGUUUAGCUCAAAGGCUGGCAGACAUACCUCAGGAUUCGAUAGUCCUUUUGGAAGAUAUUGACGCUGCAUUCGUAUCUAGAGAGAAUGCUCGAAACUCGCAGGAAAGCACCGAAACUGCCUUUCAAGGUUUAAGCCGUUUAACGUUCAGUGGUCUUUUGAACGCCCUGGACGGCGCUACGUCUUCCGAGGGUCGAAUCUUAUUCAUGACCACCAAUUAUCGAAACAGAUUGGACGAAGCCCUCAUCAGACCCGGAAGAAUAGAUGUUGAGCAAUUGAUUGAUUGGUGUACUGAACAUCAAAUCAGGGCUCUUUUCAAGAACUUCUAUCCUGAAGCGAAUCCAACUCAACAAGCUCAAUUUGUAGAGGGUUUACUGAAUCCUUCCGAAACAAAUCGCUCAACAAGUCCGGCCAAGAUUCAAAGCUUCCUCAUGCUCCAUAAAUCGGGACCAAAGGAGGCUUUGGAAAAUCUUCAUGAAUGGAACAAAUCAAUGCGUGCGACAGACUCACCUCAAGGGAAAUGAAAGCCUCGGUCACCCCUUCUUUAGAUGCAGAGACAGAUUCGUUAUGAUCCUGGAAGGCUUCGAAUGUUUCUUUCGCCUCCGUCUUGUUGACUUUCUUGCCAAGUUUGGACCAGUUUUCAUCUGGAGGUAAAAAUAUCAAAUUUUCAAUUCACAUCUAGUUUUCAAUCAAUCUAGAUAUCCCUCUCAUUCUCACCUAAAUGCAUGAGAAGCUGCGCUGAAGCGGGGAGGAAUGUUAUGUAUGAUUCAUGCCAAUGUUUCCAUGUGGCUUUAUUGUUCGUGAGACAAUCUUCCAAACACUUCAAAGACUCUUGCUUGUAGUCCUCGGAAUAAUUUUCCGGAUCUUGAACCGUGUUUUGAACUCGACGGAGAAACUCGGUGAAAAGCUCAUGAUCAUUGGAGCAAUCUCCGAUGGAGAUAACCUAUGGGGAUAUGGGGAAAGAGUGUACAUUUUAGCACUUUCAAGCAAUCUGAUAGGUUCAAGAGUGAUAAUAAUUACCUUGAUCGACUGAUACUGACUCAGCAAGGAGGCCUGAAGCUCCUUGUUCAAGUUAGAAGCAUUUACGAACAUUGCGUCGAAUACUUUCAAGAAUUGGGACGAACAUAAAAGUCGGGUUUGUCCGCGGAUGCUGGACUUGUGACGCUCAAGAA
Molecule: messenger RNA, 2090 nt
Organism: Tigriopus californicus
Lineage: Eukaryota; Metazoa; Arthropoda; Copepoda; Harpacticoida; Harpacticidae
Product: mitochondrial chaperone BCS1-like
Exons: 5
Coding region: 120-1442 (440 amino acids)
Biological process (GO): mitochondrial respiratory chain complex III assembly; protein insertion into mitochondrial inner membrane from matrix
Cellular component (GO): mitochondrial inner membrane
Molecular function (GO): ATP binding; ATP hydrolysis activity
Source: RefSeq, a predicted model, not a curated record